Molecule: messenger RNA, 2653 nt
Organism: Helianthus annuus (common sunflower)
Lineage: Eukaryota; Viridiplantae; Streptophyta; Magnoliopsida; Asterales; Asteraceae
Product: 4-hydroxy-3-methylbut-2-en-1-yl diphosphate synthase (ferredoxin), chloroplastic
Exons: 20
Coding region: 224-2446 (740 amino acids)
Biological process (GO): terpenoid biosynthetic process; isopentenyl diphosphate biosynthetic process, methylerythritol phosphate pathway
Cellular component (GO): chloroplast
Molecular function (GO): iron ion binding; 4-hydroxy-3-methylbut-2-en-1-yl diphosphate synthase activity (ferredoxin)
Source: RefSeq, a predicted model, not a curated record
UGUAUGGCGACGAUUGAACAAAAUCAUUAGACGCCAAUUUGUAAUUGUCAAGUAUGGGUAACGGCGUUGCUGUCCUCUAUUGACUUGAUUCACCUUCACUUGCAUGUGUUUGUUGUUAUAAACGCCCUACUCAUUCUUCACCAAUUUCCACAAUCACCUGCUUCUGCUUCAAUUUCGCUACUCAUAUUCCACCAGAAGAGAUUGUGGGAUUUUAUUUGCAACAAUGGCAACCGGAGCUGUUCCAGCUUCCUUUAUGACUUUAAAGGGCAGAGGCAACGGUUUAGGGCUUGCAAAAACCUCAGAUUUUGUUAAAGUUUCAGAUCUGAAGAGGGUUAAGUUUAACAGAACUAAGGUUUUCGUGAUCAAAAAUGCAAAUCCUGCUUCAAAUAUUACAGAGCUCCAGCCUGCUUCUGAAGGGAGUCCUUUGUUGGUUCCUGUACAGAAGUAUUGUGAAUCCACACAUAAAACCGUCAGGAGGAAAACCCGCACAGUAAUGGUUGGAGAUGUAGCUCUUGGUAGUGAUCACCCAAUAAGAAUUCAAACAAUGACCACAACUGAUACCAAGGAUGUGGCUGCAACUGUGGAACAGGUCAUGCAAAUAGCUGAUAGAGGAGCUGAUCUCGUUAGAAUAACAGUGCAAGGGAAACGAGAGGCAGAUGCAUGUUUUGAAAUCAAGAACACCCUUGUUCAAAAAAAUUAUAACAUACCUCUAGUGGCAGACAUUCAUUUUGCUCCUUCAGUUGCACUACGGGUUGCUGAAUGUUUCGAUAAAAUUCGUGUCAACCCUGGAAAUUUUGCUGAUCGACGGGCCCAGUUUGAGACGUUGGAGUAUACAGAUGACGAUUAUCAAAAGGAACUUGAGCAUAUCGAGAAGGUUUUUGUCCCGUUGGUUGAAAAAUGCAAGAAAUACGGAAGGGCAAUGCGCAUAGGAACAAAUCACGGGAGUCUUUCGGAUCGUAUCAUGAGCUACUACGGUGAUUCUCCUAGAGGCAUGGUUGAAUCGGCAUUUGAGUUUGCAAGAAUUUGUCGAAAACUAGACUUCCAUAAUUUCGUAUUUUCAAUGAAAGCAAGCAACCCAGUGAUCAUGGUUCAAGCAUACCGUCUUCUUGUAGCGGAAAUGUACGUUCAGGGUUGGGACUAUCCGUUGCAUUUGGGAGUUACGGAAGCUGGUGAGGGUGAAGACGGACGAAUGAAAUCUGCAAUUGGUAUCGGGACACUUCUUCAGGAUGGUCUUGGUGAUACGAUUAGGGUUUCCCUUACCGAACCUCCGGAGGAAGAAAUCGACCCGUGUAGGAAAUUGGCUAAUCUUGGUAUGAAAGCAUCGCAAAUUCAACAAGGGGUGGCACCAUUUGAAGAGAAACAUAGACGUUAUUUCGAUUUUCAAAGAAGAACCGGCGAUUUGCCUGUGCAAAAGGAGGGUGAAGAGGUGGAUUACAGAGGCGUACUACACCGUGACGGCUCUGUUCUCAUGUCUGUUUCACUGGAUCAACUGAAGACACCUGAGCUCUUUUACCGAUCAUUAGCUGCAAAACUUGUGCUUGGUAUGCCAUUUAAGGAUCUUGCAACCGUAGAUUCUAUCUUAUUGAGAGAGCUUCCACCUGUAGACGAUAAAGAUGCUCGGCUAGCUCUUAAAAGGUUGAUUGAUGUAAGUAUGGGAGUUAUAACUCCUUUAUCAGAACAAUUGUCAAAGCCUUUGCCAAACGCGAUAGUCUUGGUAAAUCUGAACGAGUUAUCAACUGGAGCUCAUAAGCUUUUACCAGAAGGCACACGUUUGGUGGUGUCGGUACGUGGUGAUGAGUCCUAUGAGGAGCUAGAAAUUUUAAAAAGCAUUGAUGCGACAAUGAUUCUUCAUGAUCUGCCGUAUUCAGAUGAAAAAACUGGCAGAGUGCAUACUGCAAGGAGGCUAUUCGAGUAUCUCUCUGAAAAUUCAUUGAACUUCCCGGUUCUUCACCACAUACAGUUCCCGAAGGGAAUUCCUAGGGAUGAUUUGGUUAUUAACGCGGGUGCAAAUGCUGGUGCACUUUUAGUUGAUGGACUUGGAGAUGGUAUUUUAUUAGAAGCACCAGAUCAAGAUUUCGAAUUUCUCAGAAAUACGUCUUUCAAUUUGCUACAAGGAUGCAGGAUGCGAAACACUAAAACGGAAUACGUCUCAUGCCCAUCUUGUGGUAGAACUCUGUUUGAUCUUCAAGUGAUAAGUGCGGAAAUUCGAGAAAAAACAUCACAUCUGCCUGGUGUUUCGAUUGCAAUUAUGGGAUGCAUAGUCAACGGACCGGGAGAGAUGGCCGAUGCAGAUUUCGGAUACGUCGGUGGUGCUCCUGGAAAGAUUGAUCUUUACGUUGGGAAGACGGUAGUACAACGAGGAAUUGCAAUGGAGGGUGCAACCAAUGCAUUGAUCCAACUAAUCAAAGAUCAUGGACGCUGGGUCGAUCCUCCUGCUGAAGAGUAAUUGACUAAUAGGAGUGAGUAUAUGUGGCGUGGAUUAAAUAAAGAACCGGAAAGUAUUGUUGUAAUGUUACUAAACGUAGGCGCACAAUAUUAUUUAAGGUAAUAUUAUUUUGUUAUUAUUAUUAUUAUUAGUAAUGUACGAGGAAAACAUCAAGUGAAAGAUUUACAUACUGUAAUGGAAAAUGUUUGACCGAACAUUUUUUUUCCA